Oncorhynchus gorbuscha (pink salmon) is the source of this 2753-nucleotide messenger RNA. It is a transcript of the gene eif2b5, whose product is annotated as eukaryotic translation initiation factor 2B, subunit 5 epsilon. The coding region runs from base 95 to 2203 and encodes 702 amino acids. The transcript has 16 exons. The record is from RefSeq and is a predicted model, not a curated record. Gene Ontology annotation, molecular function: translation initiation factor activity; translation initiation factor binding; guanyl-nucleotide exchange factor activity. Gene Ontology annotation, cellular component: eukaryotic translation initiation factor 2B complex. Lineage: Eukaryota; Metazoa; Chordata; Actinopteri; Salmoniformes; Salmonidae.
UCAUUGUUCUAUCUGUGGUCGUUACUAACUGACGAAAGGUUGUUGAAAUUUCGCUAGUAACGUUAACUAGCUACCUAGUUAUCAGACAAACGCCAUGUCUAGCAGAGGAGGAAAACAGAAGAAAGGUCAUGUCACCGGUGAACAGGAGGAAGAGGAGCAGCCGCUUCAAGCUGUGCUAGUCGCCGAUAGCUUCAACCGGAGGUUUUUCCCCAUCUCCAAAGACCAACCCAGGGCUCUCCUACCGUUGGGCAAUGUGGCCAUGAUAGACUACACCUUGGAGUUCCUAACAUCCACUGGUGUUCAGGAGACAUUUGUCUUCUGCUGCUGGAUGUCCAACAAGAUCAAGGACCACCUGCUUAAGUCCAAGUGGUGUCGUCCCACCUCUCCAAACGUGGUUCACAUCAUCACCUCUGAUCUGUACCGUUCCCUCGGCGACGUGCUGCGGGAUGUGGACGCCAAGAAUCUGGUGAGGAACGACUUCAUCCUGGUCUACGGAGACGUGGUGUCCAACAUCGAUGUCAGCCAGGCCCUACAGGAGCACCGGCACCGGCGUAAGGUGGACAAGAACAUCUCUGUGAUGACCAUGGUGUUCAAAGAGUCAUCUCCGGGCCACAAGUCUCGCUGCGAGGAGGAUGACGUGAUCGUUGCCAUGGACAGCAAGAGCAAGCGGGUCCUCCACUACCAGAAGACACAGGGCCUUAAGAAGCUACAGUUUCCCAUGAACAUUUUCCAACAUGGAAGUGAUGAGUUUGAAAUCAGACAUGAUCUGCUGGACUGUCACAUCAGUAUCUGUUCCCCACAGGUUGCUGAACUCUUCACAGACAACUUUGACUACCAGACCAGGAAUGACUUUGUCAGAGGGAUUCUGGUCAAUGAAGAGAUUCUGGGCAACCAGAUCCACCUGUAUGUAACACAGGAUGGCUAUGGAGCACGCGUGUCCAACCUGCAGAUGUACGACUCCGUCUCCUCAGACAUGGUACGUCGCUGGGUCUAUCCCCUCACCCCCGAGGCGAACUUCACAGACCAGCAUGGGCAGGGGUGUACCCACUCUCGCCAUAACGUCUAUCGGGGCGCCGAGGUCAGCCUGGGGCACGGCAGCCAGAUGGAGGAGAACGUUCUGAUUGGUCGAGACACCAGCAUCGGGGCCAACUGUCACAUAUCAAACAGUGUCAUCGGCAACAACUGCACCAUAGGGGACAACGUGGUGUUAGACCGGGCCCACAUGUGGAACAACGUACACAUCUCCAGCAACGUAGAGAUUCACCAGUCAGUGGUGUGUGAUGGGGCUGUGGUCAAAGAGGCUGUACACCUCAACAAACAGUGUGUCCUCGCGUACAACGUGGUGAUUGGUCCGAACCUGUCCCUCCCAGAAGGGACUGUGGUGUCCAUGCAUCACCCUGAGGAAGAGGAGGAAGAUGAUGAUGAUGAAUUCCUCAGUGAUGACCAGGAAGUGGGACACGGCACAGACAAGACCAGGCAGAAAGCAUUUAACCCAGCCGAGGUAGGACCUGAGGGCAAAGGUUAUAUCUGGAAGGCCAGUAUGAACGACACUGAGGAUGAAGAGCUGGCACAGUGUCUAUGGGGCCUGGUGCUUAACCCUGAUCCAGAGAGUGACAGUGAGAGUGAGGCCAGCGAGGAAUCUCAGGAUCGCAGUCGCAGUGUCUCACCAGAGAUUGAUGACGUCAAUGCUUUCCAGUUGGAAGUGUUGGGGACACUACAGAGAGGUUUGGAGGAGAACAUCGUCUGUGACAACCUGGUCCUCGAGAUCAACUCUCUCAAGUAUGCCUAUAACAUCACUCUCAAGGAGGUAAUGCAGAUUCUGACCAGAGUUGUUCUGGAGUACCCCUUCCAACAGCAGGGGACGCAGCUCACCACCCUACAGUACACCGGUUCACUACUGCCUCUGCUGAAGACGUGGUCUCCGGUGUUUAAGAACUACAUCAAGAGAGCUCAGGAUCACCUGGACUGCCUGUCUGCUGUGGAGGAGCUGUUCCUGGAGCAGGACACUCAUCAGACUGCUAUGGUCAAGGUGCUGAUGAAAAUGUACCAGCUGGAGAUCCUAGAGGAGGAGGCCAUCCUAAAAUGGUUCUCUACCGGAGCCACCAAUGACAAGAGCAGACAGCUACGCAAGAACCAGGGACUCCAGAAGUUUAUCCAGUGGUUGAAAGAAGCAGAGGACGAGUCUUCGGAGGAAGGAGAGUGAGGAGGAUGAUGAGUCUUCGGAGGAAGGAGAGGAAUAAAGACUGAAGACUUGAGAACCGUGUGAAUAGAAUUCCAUGGUUUCCAUGGCGGUUCACUUUAAAUCUGCACUUAAAGGACCGGUUCCCCAGACAGAUUAAGAGCCGGAUUCAAUCCGUAUCGCUUGAAGAUCCACAUUAAAAAUGUAAAGGUAAUUUCCGAUUUGAGCCGACAUUUCCUUUUAAAUUGAGCUAUAACGUAGAUCUUCCGCGAUACGAAGAGAAUACAGCCCUGUACCCAGUCCUGGAGUAAAAAUCUAUUUUAGUGGACUUUCUCCAUUGAGGAUGCUUUUUCAUUCCAGGAUUAGGCCAAAUCUGUGUCUGGGGAAAGCCGUCCCAGAAUGUCAAAGGUUAUCAGUUUGGACACUGUGGCAGCUUCAUAUUGCUUCUCCAAAAGGAAACGACAUUGUUGGUAUUUAGUGUACAGCGCAAGCAGACACCUUGCUCACAAUGUCACAAGAAGGAAAGCUGUGGUAUGGUUUUGACACCCUAAUAAAUGAAAGAUUUAAAAACACA